CUUCAACUCACACAAUACCUCUCCAUCUACGAACAUCUCGGCCAUCACGCAUCAACUCUUCAACUCGAACUGCGCGCUUCAAUCGAUAGAAUACUACGAAUCGUCGUCGGCUUCUGACCUGACGACUUCCACAAGUUCACGGUCAUUUCGGUUUACCUUCAUCUCUUGACGAUCGUAAAAGACGUCGACAUCCACUCUUUAGCGAUCAACCCUUGACGACCAUCAUCGUGUCGACUAUCACUUUAUCUUCACCAUAGUUGAUGAACACGACGCUUACCCACUAUUCGAUUAUCUUGAUCUUCACUGUCAGACCUCAUCGACUGUUACGUCCUUCUUCAUCAGAAAAGUAGUCGAACGCAGCGACAAUAUGGUUAUUCCAAGAAGACCCCGCCCUACGCGGGACACUAUCUCACUCCCCAACCCUGUUGUGGGCCGACUCAUGACGGUCCCAAGACCUACCCUAGCUACAAGUAUAGCCACUGCUUAUAGCCUCAAGAACAUGUCCCGCUCUCCUCGCCCUUCUUGCCCGGGCCAGCAAACCCCAGACUCGCUCACGGCCAGUAGCCGUCCCUCGGGUGCUCACAAUAUCUCCCUUCCGUCGUCCAGGCCCCAAGAUGUCCCCCUUCCAGCGUCAUCUUCAACCUUGGCGAGUACCAACUAUGCCACAAGUUAUGCCGGCACCGACUCUUUUAUGUCAGGGGCGACCAUUUUGGCCCAAGCGGCCAUUCUACCUGGCAACAACACGACGGAGGAAGAGGGCGAUUCCUCCACCGCGGUAGUUGAUCGCAAGAAUGAUCCCAGAUUUCGAUCGCCCGAGGCCUACCUUGGUCUCCCCCUCGGCGAGAUAGUUGAAGGACCGGAAUACUUCCUGCACCCCUGGCACAAAAUCAUGAAGGAAUCCACUGACUUCCCGUUCUUUAUGUUCAACGCCAUCAGAUACCCAGCAAAGUCUCUGAACAAAGCAGCAGCAGAAGCCUUUCCCUGGGAGCACGUCGAGACGAUCAGGGAUCCUUGGCUCAAUGACGGCAAGCUUAUGCGAUACGACGACUCUGUCGGCCAUUGUGUUGAACAGCCUUGUGACGACGUCUCCAAACUCGACAAAGGCAAGCUUUUCGGCUUUACUCACGAGCUCGACGGUUGGCUCGACUUUCUACACGAGGACACUAAGCGUUACGUCAAGUCCAUCAAGGACAUCCAGGCUCAGGUGAAUGCUCUUCAAGCAAGGGUCAAAGAGAUUCACUUGGCGAAUGAUAAAAUCUACGAGGAACUCUUGAGCCUCAGACACAAGCUCAAGCGCGUGCGCGGCCUAAACGUCCUAGUCGGCACCCAGAGAUUCCUCGCUCAGGCUCGCGAGAAUGAACUCAAAAUGCAACAGGAGGAGAACAACAACAAGCACCACGAGCUACUGUUCGAGAUCGCGAAGCAGUUUUACGAGUACGAAAUAAUCGUCCGCAAGGCCCUCUACCUGGACAGCAUCCACGUCUCGGAUCUCCAUCGCGCCGACGCCAAGCGCCAAGCCGACGACAAGGCAAACCAGGAAGAGCAAGAGCGCCUCAUGAGUUUCAUCAAACUCCAGAGCCAGAAGUACGUGGAGGAAGAGGCCAAGCGCCAGCACAAGCAAGCCAAAGCCCGCGCCACCAGUGCCAAGAAAGACAAAGCCAAGGGAAAAGGCAAAGGUAAAGCAACCGCCGCCGCCGACUUUGACCGCGAGGACGACGACAACAACGAAGAUGACACCCUCCUCGCGGAUCUCGAGCUCUCCGAACCACAAACCCUCUUCGCCGCCGGCCAGAUGCUCGACCCCAUGUGCGCCGCCCCUCACGACAACUCCCGGAAGGUCCCCGCGUGGUUCCCAAUCUUCGACGCUCAACAAAUCGUCCCGCUCCGUUCCUCCAAGCCGCACGAGAGAUUUGACGAGUUGAUGGUCAAGUUUGCUGAGCUCCACCAAAAGGCCAAGGAGGAGAAGAAGGAGGAGGGGGCUCCUACCAAGAAGCCACUCUCCAACAUCUUCCACGAGUUUCAUGACCCGCAUCCGGAGUGGCCUACCUCGUGGAGACGCGAGCACGGCGGGUGGUGGCUCUGCGAUAUUUCGGAAAAAGCCACGGCUCCCGAGAAGGCCUGCAAGCUCUGCCAGGCCGCCAGGCGCCAGGCGAUUAGGGAAGAGAGGGAGAAUAUGGCCCGGGGUAUUUACCCCGACGAUGAUGAAGAUGAGGAGGGUAAUGUCAGGACUGCCAAGGAGCAGUAUGAUGAGAUCAAGGAGGCGAUGGACCUGGCGAUGGCGCAGGCCCAUGUGAAGGAGGUGGAGUGGUUGAGGGGGGAGGUUAAGAGUCUGGAUGAGGAGGCGAAGAGGGUUAGGAAGUGGAAGGAGAUGAGCUUUGAGGAGAAGAGGAAGCUUGGGUUCCAUUAG
This is a messenger RNA of Neurospora tetrasperma FGSC 2508, 2407 nucleotides long. RefSeq lists its product as uncharacterized. The transcript has 4 exons. Lineage: Eukaryota; Fungi; Ascomycota; Sordariomycetes; Sordariales; Sordariaceae. The coding region runs from base 368 to 2407 and encodes 679 amino acids. The record is from RefSeq and is a predicted model, not a curated record.